Messenger RNA from Coregonus clupeaformis (lake whitefish), 1791 nucleotides. Its product is annotated as alpha-crystallin B chain. Gene Ontology annotation, biological process: protein refolding; response to heat. Gene Ontology annotation, molecular function: protein folding chaperone. Lineage: Eukaryota; Metazoa; Chordata; Actinopteri; Salmoniformes; Salmonidae. The record is from RefSeq and is a predicted model, not a curated record. The transcript is spliced from 4 exons. Bases 174 to 623 code for a protein of 149 amino acids.
GAAAUUUCCGACUUGCUAACUACUCCUGCUAUCAUAAAUACAGACCAUAACUGGCAGGUCCACAGUUUAUGCCACAGAAAAGGGCACAGAGUCACAGACACACGGACGCAGCAAUCCAUCCUUUUGGCAGUCAGAACCUAAUAGGACUUGCAGGCAUCUCAUAACGACGCGAAAUGGACUUCGAUCUGCCACCCACUUUUCCAGCCAGCGGUAUCGCAUGGGAGAGGGUCCUGCCGCCUCUUCUUCCAGGGCUGAACGGGACAUUCGGGUUGUACUCAUUCACGCCGUCGGAGCUGCUCACCCCAGUGACGGAGCACACUGGCUCUGCACAGGUGUGUUGUGACCACAGUGGAUUCACAGUUCAGGUUGAUGUGAAACACUUCAACCCAGAGGAGCUGAUGGUCAAGGUGAUGGGAGACUUUGUGGAGGUCCAAGGGAAACACAAAGAGAAAAAAGAUGGGUCAGGGCUGGUGACGCGUCAGUUCAGCCGCCGCUACAGGAUUCCAGAGGGAGUGGACUCCAUGGCUCUGGAGUCAGCUGUGUCACCUGAAGGCAUCCUCAUCAUAUCUGCCCCUAUGCUUCAGGGGGAGAACUCCAGACACCUGUCCCACUCAGAACCAUGAGCAUACACGCCAUAGGAACAAACACUUCAUAGGAACCAGUGUUGGGGAGUAGUAAACUACAUGUAGUUCAACUAGUAAUUUAACUACAUUUUGCAGUAGCUUAGUGGCAGUUCAGAUCUUGGUAGUAAUUAACUACUUUUUUGCCAUGUGGUGUAGCUAACUACUGGAACUACACACUACAUUUUCUUUCAAAUAGAAAAUAAAAUAUGGGUGAAGUAGGCUUUUCCUUUAUUUUUCAGCAUUACCCCUUUCUAAUUCUCACUUAAAACAGUUUUGUGUUUAAUAUGCUAAAUUACACAUUCUGUUAACAUCUUACUCCAGAGAGAUCUGUUCUUGCAAUUUGUAGUCUAUGACAUUCAGAUUUAAAUAUUAUAAUUUAUCACAAAGUAGUUUUCUAUGUAGUGAACUAUUUUUUCAAAUUAACUUUAGUUAAAGAAAACAAAUGUUUUCUUAAGGGUAACUUGAGUGUAGCUUAACUUCUUCCAGUGUGAAGUAAUUGGUAGCUUGGAAAACUAUAUGUUCACACACACACACACCUUUAAUUACAUGCCAAGGAUCACACAGCUAGGGAACAGCUAGGGAAACACUGAUAGGAACCCACCAUGGAGAGAAAACGUUUAAAAAAGUUCUCAAUGGAACCCAACACACACACACACACACACACAGCUUGGGAAACUGACUGACAAACCAAAUAAGGAUAGUGGCAAAAAUACAGGCACGCUCUCCUGCAACAGACAUAUAAUCAAACACUCACCAAGGAGCUGGUGCCUGCCUGCGCCAAAACACCCGUUAACUACGCCAUCACACCAUUAAGAUUGCACUCUCUGAGAUUUGUACAUAUUAACAGGACAGAUUCCUAAUUUAAAAGCAUCCAUCGUCCUAAAUAAUCCCAUUGAACUCAUCAAUCUUAAUGUUUUAUGGAACCAUUCAUUGUAAAUAUGAUAACACCAUUGAAAAUGUUUAUUUGUAUUGUGUACUUUCUAAUGCCCUCUAAAUCGUGUGUAAAUGUUUUAACACUCAGAGAUUAUCGAGUAUGUUCACAAAACCCAACAGUAAGGUUGUUGUAUAUUUUCUAACUAUUUAUUGUAAAAAGAGAAUUUGUUAACAAAAAUAAAUGCACUAUAUAUUUCUGUACAAAAAUGAAAAUAAAAAAUGCUGUUGAAUUGAA